Molecule: messenger RNA, 342 nt
Organism: Didymodactylos carnosus
Lineage: Eukaryota; Metazoa; Rotifera; Eurotatoria; Philodinida; Philodinidae
Source: the annotation of a GenBank genome assembly
AUGAGUACACCAUGUAGUUUAGAACAUUGUCAUACAAAUUUAUUUUCAUUGCAAAGUUUAAACGAUAUGAAAUGGAAAUGUUUUCGUCGUUCAACUAAUUAUCGUGUGGAAACAACAAGUCAAGGACGUUAUGAUCUUUAUAAAGAUCCUGUACUGUUAGCAUAUUGGCAUUGUUUAAAAACUGAUACACUAUGUGCAUGGAGAAAAGUUCAAGCAGAAGAAUCAAAAAUUGAAAAAGAAUUAUGGUUAUUUGGUAUUAAUGAUGAUUUACCAACAGAUUUGCCAGAUUUACGACGUAUGUAUAUAAAAUCAUUUCUUAUUGUCCUUGUGAGAUUCAAUUGA